AUGAGCAUGUUCAAAGUGUGGCUGAGCAGUGUUCAAAGUGUGGCUGAGCAGUGUGUUCAAAGUGUGGCUAAGCAGUUUCAAAGAGUGUGGCUAGCAGUGUUCAAAGUGUGGCUAUGUUGUGUUCAAAGUGUGGCUAUGUUGUGUUCAAAUGUGGCUGGGCAGUGUUCAAGUGUAGCUAAGCAGUGUUCAAGUGUAGCUAAGCAGUGUUCAAGUGUGGCUAAGCAGUGUUCAAGUGUGGCUAAGCAGUGUUCAAGUGUGGCUAAGCAGUGUUCAAGUGUGGCUAAGCAGUGUUCAAGUGUGGCUAAGCAGUGUUCAGUUGUUCAAGUGUGGCUAAGCAGUGUUCAGUGUUCAAGUGUGGCUAAGCAGUGUUCAGUGUUCAAUGUUCAGGUUCAAGUGUGGCUAAGCAGUGUUCAGGUUCAAGUGUGGCUAAGCAGUGUUCAGGUGUGUUCAAGUGUGGCUAAGCAGUGUUCAGUGUUCAAGUUGUUCAGUGUUCAAGUGUGGCUAAGCAGUGUUCAGUGUUCAAGUGUGGCUAAGCAGUGUUCAAGUGUGGCUAAGCAGUGUUCAGUGUUCAAGUGUGGCUCAGAUCAGCAUAAGUUAGCUUCAGUUCCAGUAUAUUUCUCAGAGCACGUGGAAGAGGUCAAGCAUCAGUACCUGGAGACGUUUGACCCCAGACAUUACCAUCGGACUUUUUAUUCCUACUUGGACGAAGAGGUCAAGUUUUUCCUUCGACGCUACCACGAGAUCUUCACUAACGACCCAUUGCUCUCCGCCCGAUGCCGAAGCCGUCGUCGAGUGCUUGAAUUCGGAUGCGGUCCUGUCCCCGUGUAUGCUGCCUCUGCCGCCUUCUUCUCCGAAUCCAUCACCAUGGCUGAGAUCAUACCCGCCAACAGAUCGGAAAUUGAGUCUUGGAUGGACUGCAGACCCGAAGCACUGGACUGGUCGCCGUUCUUUAGUUACCUCGCAAGUCUGGGAGAUGGCAGAAAAGAAGAGGAAAUAACCGAGCGCUUGCGAGAGGUCUUCCAAGUGGUCAUUCCCUGCGACGGAACCCUGGAGGAGCCUCUCGCCCCGAUCCGCCAGAGGUAUGACGUGAUCAUGACGACCCUUUGCCUAGAGUUCGCGACCACGACCAAGGACGACUACCGAACUAUGCUCGGUCGUGUCGUCAACCUGCUGAGGCCCGGCGGUGUCCUGCUGAUGGCGGGCGCCCUUGGCAACACUUCCUACUCCGUGGGGUCGACGCGCUACCCUUCCGUCAGUCUCCAGAAGGAGGACCUUGAGGAGGCAGUCGCUGCGGUGGGCUUGCGCGUGGCCUCCAUGGCGACCCUCGAGCGACUGACAUCCUCGAAGGAGAAGCCGGCGGACCAUCGAGGCGUGUUCUUCGUCGCGGCUGAGAAACAGGGAGAACCGGGGGUGUAGCGGGAGACACUGCUGAUAUGUUAUAAAGGCAGGAUA
Messenger RNA from Penaeus monodon (black tiger shrimp), 1452 nucleotides. RefSeq names its product indolethylamine N-methyltransferase-like. NCBI's taxonomy places the organism in Eukaryota, Metazoa, Arthropoda, Malacostraca, Decapoda, Penaeidae. The transcript has 11 exons. Gene Ontology annotation, cellular component: cytosol. The coding region runs from base 1 to 1416 and encodes 471 amino acids. Gene Ontology annotation, molecular function: N-methyltransferase activity. The record is from RefSeq and is a predicted model, not a curated record.